Messenger RNA from Andrographis paniculata, 3078 nucleotides. RefSeq lists its product as uncharacterized. Bases 304 to 2694 code for a protein of 796 amino acids. The transcript has 2 exons. NCBI's taxonomy places the organism in Eukaryota, Viridiplantae, Streptophyta, Magnoliopsida, Lamiales, Acanthaceae. The record is from RefSeq and is a predicted model, not a curated record.
CUGCCCUCCUCCCCCUCUCUCUCUCCUCGCCGUCCCUCUCUCUCUCCAUCAAAUACUCCGCCGAAGCGCCGCCGCCGGCUCUUCUUUCUACAACCAGUCUUCCGGCAGCAACGCCCUUUCAAGGUUCACCACCGGCGUCCGCCAUGGAGCCGGGGGGCUUCCUCCGCCGCCACUUCUUACUGAGAACACACCCACACCUCAUCUCCGGCGGCGGCGGCGCCGCUGUCAUGAAGUAAGAUCAUCACAGUUACUAGGGAAGGAAGGAAGGAAAAAAGUCGCGUAAUCGGAAGUUCAUUUUCCGGUAUGUCUGGUUCGAAUGCCUCGGCGGCGGAGUCGACCUCCGACGAGACGGCGGCUAAGGUGCACAAGAGGUACGAAGGUCUGGUGAUGGUACGGACCAGAGCCAUCAAAGGCAAAGGCGCGUGGUAUUGGGCCCACCUGGAGCCGAUCCUCGUCCACCACUCCGACUCCGGCGUGCCCAAGGCGGUCAAGCUCAAGUGCACCCUCUGCGCCGCCGUCUUCUCCGCCUCCAACCCGUCGCGCACCGCCUCCGAGCACCUCAAGCGCGGCACGUGCCCCAACAUCACCGCCUUACCCACACCCAUUUCCUCUGUCCCUUCAUCCUCCUCCUUCUCCGCCGCCCCUUCUCCCUACCGCCACCGCAAGCGCGGCGGCCGCCGUCGCAACGGAGACAAUCCGGACCCCACCGGAACAACCACAACGACAACAGCAACGACGUCGUUUUCGUCUCACCACGUUGUCCAACCUCUCUCCAUCGUCGAACCUUCUAGAUUCCCUGUCGAUUUAUCCUCCCCACCCACCGUCUCCGUCGGCGGCGGCGGCUGUGGCUUCUACGGCCACCACCACCGCCCGCCGUCGCAGCUCAUGCUCUCCGGCGGGAAAGAAGAUUUGGGGCCUUUAGCACAGCUGGAAGACAGCGUAAAGCGUCUCAAAAGCCCUAAACCCUCUCCCCGCCCUCCGCCAUUAACAAAACCUCAAAUCGAUUCCGCCCUAAAUUUCCUCGCAGAUUGGGCCUACGAUUGCUGCGGGUCAAUCUCCAUCUCGGUCCUCGACCAUCCCAAAUUCAAAUCCUUCCUCAACCACGUCGGACUUCCCCCAAUUCCGCGGGGAGAGUUCCUCGGCCCUCGAUUGGACGCCAAAUACGCCGCCGCCAAAGCCGACUCCGACGCCAAAAUCCGCGACGCCAUGUUCUUCCAGAUUUCAUCCGACGGCUGGAAAUCAUCCAAGCAUCACGGCGACGGCGACGGCGGCUGCGUCAAUUUAUCCGUCAAUCUCCCCAACGGAGCCACCGUUUUUCGCAAAGCCGUCUUCACCAACGGCUACGCCACCUCCAAACUCGCCGAGGAGCUUCUAUCGGAAACCAUUUCAGAAAUCUCCGGCGGCAAUUUGCAGCAAUGCGCCGGCGUCGUCUCCGACAAGUUCAAUUCGACGGCGUUAAAAAACCUCGAGAAUCUCCACCAUUGGAUGGUUAACCUCUCCUGCCAGCGCCGCGGCUUCGCGGCCCUAAUCAAGGACUUCGGCAAGGAGCUUCAAUUGUUCCGUACCGCCGCCGAUAACUGCCUCAAGCUCGCAACCUUCGUCAACAACCACCCCCAAAUCCGCCGGACUUUCUACAAGUAUCAAAUGCAGGAAUACGGCCAUGGCAGAUUGUUAAGAGCCGACGCCCCAUUUCAAACCUCCGAUUUCUCCAUAGUCGACGACGUCCUCGCCUGCGCCCGCGCUCUGCAGCUCGUGCUCCUCGACGAGUCAUACAAAGCCGUGUCGAAGGAGGAGACGGUCGCGAAAGAACUCGAAGAAAUGAUGCGGAAUCCGUGCUUCUGGAACGAGCUCGAAGCCGUGCAUUCUCUCGUCAAACUAGUUAAGACAACGGCGCAAGACGUUGAGAUCGAGAAGCCACGAAUCGGGCGGUGUCUGCCGCUCUGGGACGAGAUGAGGACGAAGACGAAAGACUGGUGCUCGAAGUUCGGAAUUCCCGAACCAUCUGUCGAGAAGGUGCUCGACAAACGGUUCGCCAAGAAUUACCAUCCGGCGUGGGCUGCCGCGUUCAUCCUCGAUCCGUUGUAUCUAAUCCGCGACAGCAGCGGGAAGUAUCUGCCGCCGUUCAAAUGCUUGACAACCGAGCAAGAGAAGGACGUCGACAAGCUCAUAACCCGGCUUGUUUCGAAAGACGAGGCGCACAUUGCGCUGAUGGAGCUCAUGAAGUGGCGCACCGAAGGGCUCGAUCCCGUUUACGCGCAGGCUGUGCAGCUGAAGCAGCAGGAUCCGAGCACCGGGAAAAUGAAGGUCGCGAAUUCGCAGAGCAGCCGCCUCGUCUGGGAAACGUAUCUAACCGAGUUCAAGUUGCUGGCGAAGGUCGCCGUGAGGCUGAUCUUUCUCCACGCGACGUCGUGCGGAUUCAAAUGCGACGGUUCUGUCGCGAGAUGGAUUGGCGGUUCGCGGCUGGGGAGGGAUCGCGCGCAGAAGUUGUUGUUUGUUUACGCGCAUUCGAAGACGGAGAAACGGGAAGUUUCCAGCGAUGGAGACAAGGAUAACGGUGGCGAGCUCUUUGCCUUGCCGAACGGCGAGGACGAUGUCCUCAAUGAAGUUUUUGUCGAUGCGUCGUCUGUGCUCUUCUCCUGUUCCCUCUAUUCGAUAGCGAAAGCUCGCCACUUUCCUCCCGACAUAAGCAUUUGACUCGUCGAGAAGGCUAGAGGUUUAAUUUCAAACGAUUCCCCAUCGUCGCAACAACCUAGGAAAGACUACUGUUUUGAUCGGAUUUGUUGCAACAUCGAUGAGCUUGGGGCGCGGCCCUAUUUUUAUUUGGACUAUUAUGUCCCUUUACGAAAGAGCCGCGCCCCACCACGAAUGAAGUAGUGGAAGUCUAUUAGAAGUGUUUUGGUUGUUGCGGGGAGAGGGAAAAAAAGCGAAUGCCCUUGAUUCAAAAUCAUGUGUAUGGGCCCGGGCUUGUCCGGGCUCGGUUCAGUUCAGCUCGACUCGGCUCGACUCGUUUUUAAGUAUUAUUUUUAUACCCUUGACGUUGAAAGCCUGGGUGUCCGUUGGAUGUGAUGCUCGGAAUCA